CCUUGUUAAACCAUGUCCUUCGCUUGUCGUCUCCCAAACCUUACACUACGUUUUAUAAGAAGCUACAAGUCGACGACUCGAUCAAACAUGCGCAUCCCAUACGCACCUACCGAACCGGCAGCCGAUGCGUCGGAGCAGACCAAAGCAGUCUACGAGCGCAUUACAGAGCGAAGAAAGCCCCGUCCUCUCCUUCCCCUCGACCUAGCACUACUACACAAUACGGCCAUCGCCGACGGCUGGAACAGCUUGCUCGGAGCAGUACGAUCAAAGACUUCACUUGACCCCGGUCUUAUGGAGAUGGCGGUAAGCCGCAUCGCAGUGCUCAACAAGGCAACAUUCGAGUGGAACUCGCACGCACCACUAGCACUCAAGGGUGGACUACCUAGAGCAUCAUUGGAACUUGUUCGUACCGCUGCAGUAGUACCACCCGGCAGUAGAUCCAGGACCAAGGAAGAGCAGGAGAUAUUCAGCGAUAAGGAGUGGGCAGUUUUGUGCUAUACAGACCAGGUCACCAAGAACGUCGACGUCGACGACGAGGUCUUUGAUGCGCUAAGGAAAUUCUUGGACAACACUGGCAUUAUGGAGAUAACGGCGACAGUGGCAACAUACAACAUGGUUAGCAGAUUCUUGGUCGCCAUGAACGUGGCAGAGAAGAACGGACAUGAGAUUGUGAUGCCUGAGCAAUAGCUUCUCUGUACUCAUAUGAAAAAUGCAUUCUUCAAAUCAGAAGUCGUGAGCCCCUUGGCGCUUGAGCC
This is a messenger RNA of Aureobasidium pullulans EXF-150, 755 nucleotides long. RefSeq lists its product as uncharacterized. Lineage: Eukaryota; Fungi; Ascomycota; Dothideomycetes; Dothideales; Saccotheciaceae. The transcript has a single exon. Gene Ontology annotation, molecular function: peroxiredoxin activity. The coding region runs from base 13 to 687 and encodes 224 amino acids. The record is from RefSeq and is a predicted model, not a curated record.